This is a messenger RNA of Rhincodon typus (whale shark), 1456 nucleotides long. RefSeq names its product RAD52 motif containing 1 (gene rdm1). The transcript has 7 exons. Gene Ontology annotation, molecular function: RNA binding. The record is from RefSeq and is a predicted model, not a curated record. Lineage: Eukaryota; Metazoa; Chordata; Chondrichthyes; Orectolobiformes; Rhincodontidae. Gene Ontology annotation, cellular component: nucleolus. The coding region runs from base 19 to 909 and encodes 296 amino acids.
UUGGUCGAGGCGGGGAUAAUGGCUGCUGUCACCGGGAGUCUGGCGCGGGCAGAAAUUAUAGACUUUAAAAUCCCGACUCGAAAUGAUAAAACUCUUUUUGUCUGUAAUAUUCUUCCCAGAGAAUCCGAGGCUGAAAUUUAUGACUGCAUUUUCAAAGCAUUUUCUGAUUUUGGACUCCUCUACUCUGUGCGGGUUUGCAGGAAUGCUGCUGUAGUUGAACCAGGGUAUUAUGCCAUUGUCAAAUUUUAUUCAGCAUUUGAUGCUGCCAAAGCCCAAAAUUAUACAAAUGAGAAGUGUUUAUUCCAGACAAUUCCUUUGAAGGUUCAAAUGUGCACAAAGCGAUGGUCUAUGAAAAUUUCCCAAGAGAACCAACUUCCUCUAAAUAGCAUCAAAUGCCAGGAACUGGCCAAUUACUACCUUGGUUUUAAUGGCUGGUGCAGUCGCAUAAUUGCACUCCAGAAUAUUUCUAAUUCAGGUGGAUGUGAAGAAAAUACACAGGAAUUGGUGCAACUGGAGAGAAAGAGCAUGAAAUAUAUUUGUGUUAUGGAAGUUAAAUUGAGAAAUUACGGCAUGUGUUGUAAAGGUAUUGGGAUUUCUGAAGAAUUUGACCAAGACACAACAGAUCCACUCAAUUUUGCCUUGAAAGUUGGAAGGGCUCAAAAGGCUGCAACACAGAAAGCUUUAUCAGAUGCAUUUCAGAAGGUCUUCAUUGUUGUCCUAGGGAAUGGGAAGGUGUCUCUGCAAUGGAGUUCAGAACACAAUGAAACUGACUGUUUCACAGAGGAGGAACUUCAAACACAACUGCAGGUAAAUGACAUUUCAUGGAGUCAAUUUGAACAUGAGGGACAAGAAGAAAUUCUUUCUGAUUUGAGUUUUACUACAGAAGGUAUGGAAGGAACAGAGACAUGAAGAAAUCAAAACCUCCAAGAACUUCUGAGGACAAGUGCCUUCCUGGAAUCAUUAACAUAAACAUUGUGUUAACUUUGUAAAUCUAAGAUAGGCAAUUGCUUUUGAAAAAUUGGAAGCACUCAUUUUCAUUAAUGAUCUGACAAUUUAUACUGAAGGUAUUUCUACUAAGAAUAUCGAAAAAAAUGCUCAGGUAACUGUCAUUGUAUAACUGCAGAACAUCAAUGUUUUUAAAGGUUUUUUUUUCCCCACACUAAUAUAUUGACACAUGUUGAUUCCAUAUGUGGGAUGUUGGUUAGCUGGUAGGACAUAAGUCAGAUUAGUACCAACAGGGUACAGAAUGGGGUUUGUUCCCUUUUCCAGCCAAGUUAGAUUUGGGUCCUGCCUCUUCACUAUCUCUAUAGUAAAAAUUCUGGCACUUUGCAAUUAUUCAACAGAUAACUACCAAGGACCUGCCUUUGGACAGAGGACUCAAAAAGAUGAUUCUGUAUAUGUGACGUUUUAUAACUAUUAAGUUUGAAAAAUAAAAUUUAUCCACAAACACAAUGAA